UUGUCUUGAUUUACCAUCUAAUUUGAUUGCUAUUAUUAAAAUAGCUCUUCAUCUUCUCUCUUUUUAGGUAUGUGUAAGUCAGAAAAGAUGGUGUUAGUUCAGGUGUUCAGCCCUUCAGUUUUAUCUGCUGCAUUUUGUAGGCUUGUUUUGUUGCUUGGAAGUAACCUGGAAUUUAUCACGGGGGCCCAUUCUAACUGAAGUGCCUCCAGGAAAGACGCAGUCUUGGUUUUUCCAGUAAAAUUCCUUUCCGCAGGCUGUCCUGGCAGCGUAGCGGCCCCUCUGCGCUGGGGUGUCGGUCCCGGCCGCUCUGGCGGAGCGCGAGCGCUGCCUGAGGGCAGCCACGGCACCGUGAGGAGAAGGAGCGCGGCCCUUCUCCCGCUGCCUCAGGGCGGCGGGACCGGGAGGAGAAGGAAGGGAGACCUUCUGCCGCUCCGCCCUCGGCCAGCCCGCCUUCUCGCUGCUGGAGAAGAAGGUUCAUGUCGCUGGGCUGGGCUGAGACGGCACAUUCGCUCGGUGGCGGCUGGUGCUGCUGCCUCCGCCCGCCUCCAGCCUUUCCCAGUCCGCCAGGCACGGCGGGAGGCGGGCCCAGCGAGCUUCGCUGACGGGAGGCGGCCGCCGGGAAGCGCCAGGCCGGGGGACGGGAGAACUGCGGCGGUGAGAGUUAUAGCCAUUGCGAGGGAAUAGAUAAUGAAGUAUCUACCCAUUUCUAACUGGCUAAGCCAGCUUGGUCUUGCAGAAUAUUGCACGCUCUUUGAACGAUAUGAUGGCAUAGAGGACUUACUCCAUCUUACAGAAGUUGAUCUUAAAAAGCUGGGAAUUGAAAACCAAGGCCACCGAACACACCUCAUUUCCAGUAUCCUGCUGCUUCAGGAGGUAAAAAAAAAGAGAGAACCAAAAAUGAUAGCUGCAGGAAAAUUUUCAAGUCUUCCCAGAAAUGGCCCAAUGAACCGCCAGUUCUCAUUAGCUUCUUCCAUGGACCUUUUGACCACUAAACCUUCACCAACUGAGCAUCGCUCAAACUCCUUUCAAGGCAUCUCUAUCCAUGGCACUCUCCCCCGGAAGAAGAAGGGGACAAUUCCCAGUAGGUCUUGUGAUAUGUUUAGCCACGUGGGAACAUUGCCUUACACCAGAACACACCGGCAGCCACCACCUUUUGUACAGGAUGUUAUAGAAGAGUACCCUCCAGAAAAUGAGAAGAGCAGCAAACUCAAUGGCAGAGAUCAGAAUAUUCUGGAUCCUACUUUGGAAUAUGUUAAGUUUUCUAGGGAGAGGCAGGUUAUGGACAACAGCCCGGAAAAACUGAAGAAGGAGUUAGAGGAAGAACUGCAGCUGAGUAGUGAGGACUUGCGUAGCUAUGCCUGGUACCACGGACGUAUUCCUCGGCAGGUGGCAGAAGACCUAGUUCAGAGGGAUGGAGAUUUUCUGAUUAGGGAUUCUCUCUCCAGUCCUGGGAACUUUGUUCUUACUUGUCAGUGGAAAAAUACUUCUCAGCAUUUUAAAAUCAACAAAACAGUUCUGAGACUCAAUGAAGCCUACUGCCGUGUUCAGUAUCAGUUUGAACUGGAAAGUUUUGACAGUAUCCCUGGCUUAGUUAGAUACUAUGUUGGGAAUCGUGCACCAAUAUCAAAGCAGAGUGGAGCAAUUAUUUUUCAGCCUAUCAACAGGACUGUGCCUCUCAGGUGUCUAGAAGAAAAGUAUGGUGUAACUCCAGUCCAACAAAAAGAGCCAAGUACCCCUGAGGGAAAAACAGAAACUGCAAAAAGGCUGAGUCUUGGUAUAUCCAGCAUGCAAUCCCCGGAGCAGAGCAUACCCAGAGGAAAUCUUUUGAGAAACAAAGACAAAAGUGGUAGCCAGCCAGCUAGUUUGGACCAUGUUCUGGAGAAAAGAUUCCCUUUGAAGGCUCACCAGUCAGAGAGUUAUCUGCUAAUAGGUUCAAGACAUCCAUCUCGAUUACCUGAAGCAGAGACAAACUCCUGUCCAAGUUCACCUGCAUUUAGAACAGGCAGUGAACCAUCUCUAAGCCCCACAGUUGUUCAGAAACUCACCCUGGAGUCACAAGCAGGGGAAGCUCUGAGAGGAUCAGACAGUCAGCUCUGUCCAAAGCCUCCACCUAAACCCAGCAAACCCCUGAUGAAGCCCCCAGGUUCUCCUUUGGCUUCCCACAGUUCAGAAGGACACUACUGUGAACUAAACCCUACCAGACAUCCUGCAGCAACAAAACAACACUUAUGUCAGAAAAACAGCUACGUGGAAUAUCUGACACGAAAGGAGAGGGGAACACACUCAUUCAGGAACUCUGAAACGAGCUAUCUGAUCCUUGACGAUGAUCAUCCUACAGUGAACCCUGCAGAUCCUUUAGAAGCUUCAACUCAGAUGGCUGAAGAGGACAUCAUCUUUUCUGCACCUGUUUUUGAGACAGUGUCUAGUUUUAAACCAAAUGAUUUUGAAUCCAUACUACUUCCUCCUGAAAACAAGCCAUUGGAAACAUCAAUGUUAAGAAGAGUUAAGGAGCUUUUCACCAACAAUAACCCAAAGAUUAUUGCACAGCAUAUUCUUCGAAUGGACUGCAAGGUGGCCAGGAUAGUAGAGGUUUCUGAAGAGAUGAGGAGGAAUAUGGGAGGGAACUCUGGUCUUGAACUGAUUACCUUGCCUUACGGACAUCAACUGCGCCUUGAUCUCAUUGAAAGGCACAAUACCAUGGCAAUAGGAAUAGCUGUGGAUAUCUUGGGUUGCACAGAAAAUGUAGAAGAUAGAGCAGCAACAUUAAACAGAAUCAUCCAAGUUGCUGUGGAGCUGAAGGAUUCACUGGGGGAUUUAUAUGCGUUUUCUGCCAUUAUGAAAGCACUAGAAAUGCCACAGGUCAGUAGAUUAGAACAAACCUGGACUGCUCUAAGACAUCGUUAUACCCAGACUGCCAUUAUGUAUGAAAAACAGCUGAAACCAUCUUGCAAAGCUUUGCAUGAAGGACAGGAUGAGUGGAAUAAGACCAUCAGUGCUCCGCAGAACAACAUAACAGUGCCACUGCUGAUGCCUCUUCUUACCUUGCUGGAGCGUCAAGCUGUUGUUUUUGAAGGCACGGAGCUGUGGGAGAGCACUGACCAGAGCGGGGAGAUAAUGCUGCGGCACUUGGCCACGGCCCGUGCGAUAGCGCAGCACGCGCAGAGCUUCCACCGGGCUGCGGAGCAGGCGCUGAGAGGUUUCCAGCCAGAUGAAGAGCUGAGUGAAAUCUUCAAGACAGAAUUUCAAAUGAGAUUGCUCUGGGGCAGCAAAGGAGCACAAGUUAAUCAAAGUGAAAGAUAUGAGAAAUUCAACCAGAUUUUAACUGCACUUUCCCGAAAACUGGAACCUCCUCUAGUGAAGCUGGUGGAACAAUUAAGUAUAUAAGACUCUGUAAACACUAUUUAAAAUUAUAUACUUGAAAUAACCUUAGAAUUCUUCUGGCAAUUUGAUACUGCACAGACCUCUUGCAUUUCACAAGAUGUUUAGAACUUUAAAUGCACAAUGCACACUUGUUUUAAAACUACUGAUUUCUAAACAAAUUAUUUAUUUACUGUGACAUCAAGUCAUUUAAUGAUCCCUUUAAACAGUUGGUUAUUCCUUUAUUUCUCCAGAGUUGCAAUGUUUUAAUGAUGCCAAUGAGUAAGGGCAUUGGCAUCUUAGUAUUAAGAUGAAGCAAACACUGUAAAUAAAAUGAUAGAUUAAGUAUCUGACAUGGCAGAAAAAUUGUUGUAUAAUAUUCCUUUAAUGACUAUAAAACACUGUAAAUAGAAUUGUGAUUUGAAGUGUAUCUUUAUGCAAAAUAAUUUGCAUAUUUAGAGAUCACAGAAAUACUGCAGGUUGCAGAAAUGAUCCUUUAUCUGUGACCACAACACAAGGCUCAAAUGUCACUGUGCCUGUGAAAGUAGAAAAUGAGUUUGUCUAUGUGUUGGGACAACUUAUGUUUUUUUUAAGACAGCACCUGUAGUGCUUUGGCUUUUGCUGAAGCCUGCACAACAGCUAUGCUGCCAGGAAUGAAUGAUGAAAUGACAAGAACAAACAAUCCAGAUAAUUAAAAUGCUUUCAGACAUGAGUAAAUGUGGGUGUAUGUAUGCAUUAAAAUUACUUCAUUUACUGAGGUGAA
Pseudopipra pipra is the source of this 4120-nucleotide messenger RNA. RefSeq names its product BCAR3 adaptor protein, NSP family member (gene BCAR3). The coding region runs from base 688 to 3384 and encodes 898 amino acids. The transcript is spliced from 14 exons. The record is from RefSeq and is a predicted model, not a curated record. Gene Ontology annotation, molecular function: guanyl-nucleotide exchange factor activity; phosphotyrosine residue binding. Gene Ontology annotation, biological process: positive regulation of peptidyl-serine phosphorylation; small GTPase-mediated signal transduction. Lineage: Eukaryota; Metazoa; Chordata; Aves; Passeriformes; Pipridae.